UGGACUUGAGCAAAACUUCGGCAUAUCUCGCAGUGGUGUGGCGGCGAGCUGAUUCACAACUUUGGGGAAGAAAUGGCCACAAGAAACCAGUAAAACAGGGGGCGGGAGGAUGUCUGUGGAGGUGGACUUGUUGCUGCAGGAGGCGAAGGAGAGCAUCGAGGCGGCGCAGAACUACCGCAGUGAACUCCAGCAGCGCCUGAAUGGUCUGAACCAGGCCCGCAAACAGGUCCGGGGCAGCUCAGGUCAGGCCCGCGAGACCCUCCGGCGGCACUUCACGGAGCUGCAGGCGGCUGCAGGACGGCUGCUGACGGAGCGGCUGAACGCCCUCUUGGCUGAGGUGGACGCCAUCGAGGCGCAGAGCGUAAAACCGCUCGAUGACUGCCAGAGCCUCAUCGAGCACGGGGUGGGCCAGGCCGACGACCUGCUCAGAGAGGGGGAAGCAGCUCUGCGGUGUGGUCUCGGGGAGAAGGAGGAUCAGCUGGGCAGUUUCACCAAGAAGGCCAUGCACAUCCAGCUGGACAGUCUCCCCGAGGUUCCAGCGCUGGUGGACGUGCCGUGUGUCUCGGCCCAGCUGGACGACUCCCUGCUGGGUCUGCUGAGAGAGCGCGUGUCCCGGCACGGCUCCGUCUCCUCGCACCCGCCCGCUCAGAUCGACGAGCUGCAGGAGAGGCCGGGAAGCAUCCUGGUGCGCUGGUGCAAGGUGGACGAGGACUUUGCAGCUGCAGAUUAUCGGCUGCAGUACCGGCGGUCCGGCAGCGGGGGGAGCCAGUACGAGGAUGCCUACAUCGGUCGAGACUGUGAGUUCCUGGUUCUCCACUUGGACCCUAACACGGAUUAUCUAUUCAGGGUCUGCGCCCGCGGGGAGGGUCGCACCGAGUGGAGCCCCUGGAGUGUCCCGCAGACCGGAUACACCACACUCACACCGCACGAGUGGAGUCCGGGUACUGAGGGCUACAUCCUGAGCAGCAGGAGAAACAUCGCUCUGCGGAAUGACUCCUCCCAGUCGCGCUGCCCCGCCCUCUACUCAAAUGCACCCACCUACUUCUGCGGCCAGACCCUCACCUUCAAGAUCUCUGCAGCAGGUCCCAUCGACCGGAGGGACAGCCUGGGAGUGUGUGUGGACAGCAGGAGGGAGGCGGAGUCAUUGCAGAGAGACCAGGCCGUCUGUAUUUCCACCAAUGGUGCCGUUUUCGUCAACGGUAAAGAGAUGACCAACCAGCUGCCGGCCGUCACCGUGGGCUCGUCCGUGACCUUCGACAUGGAGGUGGUGAACCUCUUCCCGAUCAGCAACAACAACCUGAGCGAGGGCGGAAACUUCAAGCUGAGGGUGACCAUCGGCUCGGGGAACAGGGAGGUGGUGUUCGACUGGCUGGUGGACCAGGCGGUGGACUGCCUCUUCUUCGGCUGCUCCUUCGUCCACUGCGGCUGGAAAGUGCUCGUGUUUUGAAGCCGAGGAUGGAAGUGCUGGAGUUCGGAGGGCGCUCGCACAGGCUCUGUUUUUUCUUCUUCUGUUGUUUCUACUUGCAUAUCCAGAAAAAAGGAACAUUUCUCCCAGGAGCCUUGAGACGGACUGUGAUGGCCUUGAUGUUUUAGGGAAUAGCUUGUUUUUGUCUCUGAGAUAGAUCCUAGUUUUAAAGAGCACAAUGUUUUCUUUAACCAGCUAAAGCAUUUAAAUCCUUCAUUUCACCACCACCAAACUCCAUUCACAGAAACAGCAAUUUUACUUAUUCAAACACAGGAGUUGCUGCUCUACCUACUGUGUGUUUUGUGCACUAUAUCAGACAAGAAUGAAACAAUCUGCUGGAGUAGUUCCUAAACUUUUGGUACCUGUUACUCGUUACGACAUCAAGAUAUGCAAAAGUAGAGCCCGGAUUUAAAAGAACCUUCUAGACGGCAUCAUCCCUCGUUUCACCACCACCAAACUACAUUCACAAAAACAGCAAUUUUACUUAUCAAAUCAUGGGAGUUGCUGCUCUACCUACUGUGUGUUUUGUGCACUAUAUCAGAUGAGAAUGAAGCAAUCUGCUGGAGUAGUUCCUAAACUGUUGGUACCUUUAACUCGUUAAUACGCCAAGAUAUGCAAAAAGUAGAGCCCAGAUUUUAAAGAUCUUCUAGACGGCAACAUAAUCCUUCGUUACAAAUAUAUCUGAUGCUUGUUUUUGCCUUUCUAAGGGCUCAAUUUGUCACUUUAGGAUCCAGACUUUAUUUGUAAAAAGUUAGAUCCUUACUUGAGCCAGAAGAAACUGUAAAUUGCUCUUUUCGGUGCCACCAAACCUCAUGUGCAAAAUCAGUGAUUUUGCACAUGAGGAGUUGCUUGUUUACUGUUUUCUUGAUCCAUAUGUUUCUUUCUGAUAUCCUGUGACUAAACAGCAAGCUCGGAUCCACUUGAAUAUGUUAAAAUAAAAAUUUAGACCCCAAAAUCUGUCAAACAAAUAUACCAAGGUUUAAACUUUUGAACUUUUCCUUUAUUCACCCUUUAUUUUUCCUGUAACCUGACUCAGCUAACACCUUCUUUUUCUUCUGAGCGUCUACAUUUAAGGGCUGAAGCUUGAAGCCUCUGUAGGGGGACAGUCUGAUUAUUGAUCCUGAAGUUUCCAGAGUCUUCCUGCGCCUGCUUUUGAGGCUGUCCGUUGUUUACAGAUUUGUUUCUUUUUGUUCUGUUGGUUUGAGGUCGGCUGCAACGUCUAAAUAGAAGAAAACACAGCCUGACGUGACACCCAGGGUUCAGUCUGCUACACCUUAGUCUUUUUAAAAUCUAAACAGAAACCAUUCACUGUGAAAGCCACGCCCUGUUUUGUCUUUGUCUUCGUUUAUACAAAUUUAAAGAGACAGUGACGCAAAAAAACACAACCCAGCCUGUGUUUUUUUUUCUGCUGCGUGCAUCUUUGGAACUCAUUUCUCAGAUCUUAAGAGAAACAGAACCAAGAACAUGAAAUGAGAAACUUCAGCUGAUCCAGAUUCCUGUCACCUUCAAAUUCAUCACGCUGUUACUUAGAUCAUGUUUAUUCAUUUGCUUUGACAAUCCUAACAGUAUUUAGAAAAGCUGCCGUUUCAGUUUACGGAUGAGAGUUUGAAUGUUUGAGUGAUAUUUAUAAAUCUUUAAUUUGCUGUUCAGCCUCGUUUGGUUCAGUUUGAACGUCUGAUUUAUCAAUUCUGUGACUCCUUCUGUGGUUUUUGUUAAAAAAAAAAGUUUAAAACUGUUUUUUUUUUACAUGAAACAAGAAAAUUAAAGCCUCUAUGUGGUGGAACUGGAGCUUCAGAUCACCUCAGAAAUCUCUUAGGGACCAUUAUUGAGUUUUAAUAACAACAUUUCGACCGACUGUAGACCGUUUUCAUGAUCCACUGACUGUAACACAUUUCAGAGAUACUGUAGAAACUUCUUCAUCCGACAAACUUCUCUCCUUCAUUCGUCUGACUGAGCGUCUUCAGGGACUGAUCUGAGGUCAGUGCGACUCUGGAGAGACCAGUCCAGUUGAUGGUACAGAUUUCCUGAAACCAGUGAACACAACAUGGCUGUCUUUUUUUUUUUUUUUUUUUUUGAGCCACAAGGAGGCGAAAGACUGAACAUCAUGGAGCAAACAGUGACACCUGCUGGUCAAACUUAUGAACUGAAUCCGAUCUUGAUGCUGUCUUCCGUUGUAGUUUGAUCAAUAAAUAAAGUUUUUAACUGAUUA
Molecule: messenger RNA, 3674 nt
Organism: Notolabrus celidotus (New Zealand spotty)
Lineage: Eukaryota; Metazoa; Chordata; Actinopteri; Labriformes; Labridae
Gene: crlf3
Product: cytokine receptor-like factor 3
Exons: 9
Coding region: 110-1447 (445 amino acids)
Molecular function (GO): protein binding
Source: RefSeq, a predicted model, not a curated record